Messenger RNA from Meleagris gallopavo (turkey), 1041 nucleotides. RefSeq names its product HUS1 checkpoint clamp component (gene HUS1). The record is from RefSeq and is a predicted model, not a curated record. Gene Ontology annotation, cellular component: nucleolus; site of double-strand break; checkpoint clamp complex. Gene Ontology annotation, biological process: meiotic DNA integrity checkpoint signaling; telomere maintenance; mitotic intra-S DNA damage checkpoint signaling. NCBI's taxonomy places the organism in Eukaryota, Metazoa, Chordata, Aves, Galliformes, Phasianidae.
CGCUCUUUCCCAGGCCGUAGUGCUGCCGGAACGCUCUGCUCCGGUCCCGCCCGCACCGCUCCGGGCUUUCCGUCCGACCCUCGCUUCCCGCCGGCGCAAGGCCUCGUCCCCGCCCGUAGCCGUGCAGGCGGAGCGGCGCGCCGUUGCCGUUUGUCGCUAUGCGUUUUAGGGCUAAGAUCGUGGAUCUCGCCUGUCUCAACCACUUCAGCCGUGUAAUUAACACGAUCGCGAAAUUAGCCAAGAGCUGCACCCUGCGUCUGACAGCGAGCAAGCUGUACUUCAUCCUGUCCGACAGAGUGGCUAAUGGAGGAGUCAGCAUGUGGUGCGAGCUGUGCCAGGGGAAUUUCUUUGAUGAAUAUCAGAUGGAGGGAGUAGCUGUAGAUCACAAUGAAAUAUAUUUAGAGCUCAUGCCGGAGAACCUGUCAAGAGCAUUAAAAACUGCCCAGAGUGCAAAGGCAGUGAAGAUCAAGUUGACUAACAAACAUUCUCCCUGUCUCAGAGUUGCUGUGGAGCUACCGUCCUUAUCAAGCAGCAGUAGGAUUGUGACACAUGACAUUCCUGUGAGGGUUAUUCCCAGAAGACUAUGGAAUGACUUCAGAGAGCCCAGUGUGCCAGACUUUGAUGUCAGUAUUUACCUACCAGCGCUGAAAACAAUGAAGAGUAUUGUGGAGAGAAUGAAGAAUAUCAGCAAUUACAUUGUAAGUUGAGGCACUUAAGUCUGUGUCUUACAAACCUCUUGGCUGUAACACUUCUUGUUUUCCCUGGUGCCUGAACUGAUGCCUCUGUUAUAUUUUGUUUUUUGGAUGGGAUGGAUUUUGAGUUAAAGGUACCUGAAGAUUGUGUAGGGGCUGAAGAGAAGUGAUGAAGGGAAUGAUGGAAUUUGUUUUAGGACUGGCAGUGAAGAGCUUGUCCAGGACUUCCUAGAACAUCCUCUUUUUUUGCACUGAGUUCCAGAAAGAACAUGAUAUUAUGUUGCUGCAUAAUACAUACAAGUCGGUCUUUACAGACGGAAAGAAAUUGCAGUCUUUCAUGAAGUUUCAU